Sardina pilchardus (European sardine) is the source of this 4617-nucleotide messenger RNA. Its product is annotated as N-acetyllactosaminide beta-1,3-N-acetylglucosaminyltransferase 2-like. The transcript has 2 exons. Gene Ontology annotation, cellular component: Golgi membrane. The record is from RefSeq and is a predicted model, not a curated record. Gene Ontology annotation, molecular function: UDP-glycosyltransferase activity; hexosyltransferase activity. The coding region runs from base 1860 to 3191 and encodes 443 amino acids. NCBI's taxonomy places the organism in Eukaryota, Metazoa, Chordata, Actinopteri, Clupeiformes, Clupeidae.
UUAUGUUGUAUGUGUGUGUGUGUAUGUAAAUGAUCAUGUGUGAAGGCCAACAUUAUUUUGACUGCGGACAAUGGUUCACACACGUCCAGGUGAAGUUUGUGGUGCUUGUCAGUAACCAGUUUGGCUGGUUAGUCUCUCUCUCUCUCUCUCUCUCUCUGUUUUUUUUGCGGCCCUUUUUCAAAAGAUGUGUUUUUAGAUUAAAUUUGGACUGUGCAGAAGUGAUCUGCUCUGCUACACUGUAGCCUUAUUUGUUUUUGAGAAUGUGUAUUCACAUCCACGGCUAACUUGUGAUUUGAAGUUUGUCUACGCUCUGUAGAUCGUUAUCUGUCGACAUUCCUAAACCUGAAGUAGUCGAGUUAGUUCACGCACAUCAAAAACCUAACGCAGAACCUUGUAUGACGCCUCUUUAUUAACCCUCUGGCAGUAGCGCUUCAAAAGCCAAAACUCUUUUCUUGCAUGACACGAUGUAAAUCAUUUUGAGACUGACUUGAUCUGUAGGUCCUUCAGGAUCAGUGCUUUACUUUUUCACUGACUUACAGUAACUGCAGUGGCUGGGUUUCUGACUUUGAGCGGUACCUAUUUUGUCACUGCACUAUGCUUAAGCACUGUGUGUGAAUGAUAUUAAAUCACAUGGAAUGACCCAAUCUCUCUUCUCUUUUAGAUCUUUCUUAAUUAGCCAAAUAGACGUAGCUCAGUUCAAGUAGACGUGCUCAGAUAGCUCAUCAAAUCAGCUUUGAAUUAUCAGAGGGAUUUGUCCAGGAAUGACAGAUACUGUAUAAAACAUACAUUGGUAUACGUUUCCAGGAGCAGAAUUGUAAGACAUUGUGAUUUGCUGCCUAUAAGUUUGGUUCAUUUCUCUUUCUUUCACCAACAAACAGAACAUAUAGGACCAGCAUAAACUAUGUAGGCUACAAAGUAACAGUAUGCCUCUUUCUAAAGGUAUGUUUUUAUGAGUAGCUAGCCUGUAUUUCGUGUUAUGGUUACAUGAUGAUUUGUGGUCAUGUGAAAGACCGCUAAACAUGGCUGCUGUUCCCAUAAGUAAUCCUGUGUUGCGGGUGGGAAAACCCCUCAAGUAUGUAAGAAAAGCCGUCACAGCACAGUAUGUCAACAAUUCUGCCAAGAGGCACUAGACAGACAGCUACACAGAUUGGCAGACAGAAAUACAGACAGACAUAUGGGUAUACAAGCAGACAGACAGGCAGGCAUAUUCCUUUAUUUGUCGUUACACAGUACAAGUAGCCUGCAAUUCUCACAUAACAUAUCGUAUUAGCACCUGUAACUUGUGAGACAGUAACAAACAAGAGUACAAAAAGCUUUAUUUCAAGGAGCUGAGAUACUGCACACAUGCUGUAGUGGUGACUGUUAUAUUUGUUGUCACCUGCCAUCUGUACCGUACCCGUGUACGUUUGAGCCCCAAAGUCCGGUUUGUUUGACCGCUUUGAUUGUGAUCGCUCUGUAGGCCUAUACCAUACAUGUACCUGGGCACGGUAUGCUUGAGGAGCUCGACUUGGGCAUGGUACAGUUGGGCUUAUGAUUGCGCCCAUGCUAAGAUUCUAGAGCACAGCAGCUCAACUGUGCCUGGUUACAGUUUGAUAGUAGGCUAUGCAGUGUGAGUGUGGACCAAAAAACGUAUGGUAGGCCUACAAGUGAACCGUCUCCAGUGUGAGUAUGCCCUAUGUUUUAUUAUUUAGGAGAUGAGAUAUUGCGCACACUGGCUGAAUUGGAGUGCUCCUAUGGUCAAGUAGUAGGCUAGUGGAGUCAUACAUGCACAUGACAGUUUACAUUCAAAGUGACAGUUAGAAUGUAAACAUCUGUCCAGUGUUCCAUAACUGUAGUAACUGUUACGCAGAUGUCACAUUAUGCAGGCCUCUUAUAGGCCUAGGCUAAGUAAGUACCUGGAAGGCCACGGAGUUAAAGCGUUGGAGAUGCACACCAGCCAGCUGAAGACCAGGAUCCUGGGCCUGAUGAUGUUCAACGUCCUCCUCUUCAUCCUGGUGGACAUCACCAUCAAGUACAGCCAGGGCAGGGACCAGCGCGGGCAGGUCCGCAUCCCGUCCAAGCGCUUCUGGAAGAAGCUGGCGGUCAGCGAGGCCUUCUGGAACCGUCGGCAACAGCGGCUCGACCACCUCCACAACCCGCUCUUCGCGGCGGCCAUCGCCGCGGGCAACGACACGCUCGUAGAGGGCGCGGCCGCCGUCCCGGCGGGGAUCCUCGCCUGGAUGAACGACACGAGUCCCGAGGACCCCUGCGCGCCCGAUCACACGGUGCCGUCGCGGGUGAAGGACUACGAGCGGCUGCCGGAGCGCUUCAAGGACUUCCUGCGCUACAUGCGCUGCCGCUCCUACCCGAUGACGCUGAACGUGCCCGAGCUGUGCCGGGAGCCGCCGUUCCUGCUGCUGGCGGUGAAGUCGCUGGCGCCUCACUUCGACCGGCGCCAGGCCAUCCGGCAGUCCUGGGGCCGCGCGGGCACGUACGCCGGGCGCAAGGUGGUCACCGUGUUCCUCCUGGGCGACGCGGCGGCGAGCGACCACUUCCCGGACCUGUCGGCGAUGGUGCGGCACGAGGCGGCGCUCCACGGCGACAUCCUCCAGUGGGACUUCCGCGACACCUUCUUCAACCUCACCGUCAAGGAGGUGCUCUUCCUCGAGUGGCUGCACGCCAGCUGCGCCGGCGCCCGCUUCGUCUUCAAGGGCGACGACGACGUCUUCGUCAACACGCGGCGCAUCCUCGACUACCUGGGCGGCCUCCGGCGCGCCAAGGCCCGCGACCUGUUCGUCGGCGACGUGAUCACGGGCGCCGGGCCGCACCGCAACCAGAAGCUCAAGUACUACAUCCCCGAGAGCCUCUUCCAGGGCAAGUACCCGCCGUACGCCGGCGGCGGCGGCUACAUCUACUCGGGCGACGUGGCGGCGCGGCUCUACAACGCCUCGCGGAAGGUCUCGCUGUACCCCAUCGACGACGUCUACACGGGCAUGUGCCUCCAGAAGAUCGGCCUGCGGCCGGAGAAGCACAAGGACUUCAAGACGUUCAACAUCGACGAGAAGUACCGCAACAACGCCUGCGUCUACAACGCGCUCAUGCUUGUCCACAGUCGGACUCCGCAGGAAGUUAUCCAAAUAUGGUCCUGGUUACAGGACCCCGGCCUGAGAUGUCAGGCUGUGACUGUGGCUGUUGCUGAUAAGACUGGCUAACAAACUUGCUUAAAAAAAAAAAAAGAUUAAAAAGACUUUUAAAGACUAUGAACUUCUGAUGAUAUUGAUGUGUUCAUGUCAGUGAUUGCAUGGCAUGGCUGGAAAAAACACUGUGAUCUGGACUCUAAAAUCUAUGUUGUUGGAGCACUUUAAAAGUAACGUUAUUGGAUGCUUGUGAAGUAGGGUGGAUUGGCUUUUAGUAGCAUACACACUUGAGAGCAAGUUCGCUGUAUCCUUGGUUAUUUGGGUUAGCCAGGGUAUUUAUUUGACCUAAUUAUUGUUUUUUAAUUGUUAUUAGUUAUUUUGUAAUUGUCGUGUGUACCAUUUUGCCUUGUAUGGACAAUGCUUGUGACUUGGACAGUAAAUGGAUACUUGUGAUAAGUGGCUGGUUUCUCUCCCCAUUUUCUGUUAAUUUUCUGGUCAUUGUUACGUUAAGUCUCUUACAUGUCCGUUGUUGUGAUACUUUUAAAAAGGUUUUCUGAAAUGUGUAGCCUACAUCAUGUGUAUGAAAGCUUAUGUACGGGAGAUCUUUACACACUACCUUCUUUUGAAUUCACAUUCGAAAAGUUUUAUUUUAAUUCAUCGUUCAUUUUUAGACAUGUUGGUAUCCUGGAAUUGAAAAAAAAAAAGUACAAAAAAACAAAACAAAACAAAAAACAGUGUGUCUGCUGGAUCAUUUAUUGAGGAAAACUCCUCAAUAAAUUGCAUACAUUUCUCAAUGAAUAAUAAUUAAUAGUGGAGGUGGUGGGUAGGAGCAGGGCUAGCAUGCCGUAGCCUGACAGUUGUGAGUACAAUUCCCAGCUUCCACCGUUAGCCUUGAGCAAGGCACUUAACCCCAAGUUGCGCCGGGGACAAUGCAGUCCCUUGUGGUACACAGCUGACUUCAGUUAGUCACUUUGGAGAACAGUUUCUGCUUUAAGUGUAAUGAAUGCAAGUUAUCCAGCAACACAUCAGUCAAAUAGAUUACUAUUUGGUGUUCCAGGUAGCCGCAGAGAAGACAGGACGAAAUGUCCUUCUCUCACCUGCCGUCUUUCCGUACACACAGACACAAGAAGUGCUGCUUUGUAUCAAUUGAGUCAUCGGGUGUUGUAUGCUUUUACAUAAAUUCAAAUAGACUCCAGAUGGGUUUGGUGGUAGUGGUGGAUGGGGUGGUGGUGCUGACAGUCGGCUUAAUGUUCAUCUUCGAGGAGCCUUAAAGGCUGUUGUUGUGUGUGAGUGUGUGUUUUUCUGAACAUGACUAAGAGAUGAAGCCUUAUUUUUUAUAGCAAAAUUAAUAAAGUCUGUAAAACAUGGUUUAUUGUGGUGUGGUAAUAGGCAAUUCAAUUGUGUUGGGGAUACUACAUGUUACCGAGUAACUGUUGAUAGUGGUCUGCAUUGUCACAACAUAAUUAAAUGCAAAGUGUCCUCUCACUCAAGAGCUAUAUGA